UUCCUCUGCUAUGUGCCAGAGAUUUCCCUCUGUAACUAUAGAGCCAGUGCUUUAAACUUUCUGCAGGGAGGCGAAAGUUUGUUGUGGGACACGUGCAAAUGAGAGGAAAGCAGGAGCGAUGUUCCCCCGGCUUGGCUGAUUUUCCUGCAUUCUGAGUCUCCCCCAACUCUCUCUCACACACACACACGUACAUAUUCCCACCUUGAAAGAAAUGGUCGGUGGAGAUGGGACUGUGCCUGGGAUCCGAGAGUACUGCCGAGGAGCGACAGGCCCGGCUCCGCAGUGAAAAGAUUGACCGUGUACUCUGUGAAUAUGCCAAGCAGGAGCAGAACGUGGUGAAAAUUCUGCUGCUGGGUGCAGCAGAGAGUGGGAAGAGUACAUUGGUAAAACAAAUGAAGAUUAUUCAUAGUCAUGGUUUCACUGAAGAAGAACUUAUAAGUUUCAAGCCCGCUGUCCUGGACAAUCUCCUCAGUUCAAUGAAGUUUGUGCUCCAAGGGAUGGGAAUCCUGAGGAUUAAUCUGGCCAACCCCAAGAAUACCAUCCACGCUCAGACGGUGCUGUCCUGUGGUCGCUGUUUCGAUGAGGAUUAUGCCCUCUUCCCCUUCAUGUCCCAUGCCCUUCGCUUCCUGUGGGCAGACCAGGGGGUCAAACUGGCUGCAUCGCGAGGCUACGAGUUUGAGCUGAAUGACUCCGCGCAUUACUUUUUUAUGAACAUUAAUCGAAUCACUUCACCAGAAUACAAGCCAACACAAACGGAUUUACUGAGGGUUCGGCUACGGACGACAGGUGUCAUUGAAACUCAGUUCAAGAUCAAUAACUUGGUAAUCCGUCUUCAGGAUAUUAACGGGGAAAGACAUGACAAGAUUAAGAUAAACUGUUUCCGCUGCGUGAUAGCUGUUAUUGCUGUAGAUAGCUAUUGGGGAUAUACUGUGAAACUUGUCCAAGAGACCAGUGUUAACCGCUUGCAGGAGAGUUUGAGACUGUUUUCUUCCAUCUGCAACAACAUAUUCUUCAGGAAUACCUCCAUGAUCUUAUUCCUGAACAAAAUUGACCUGUUCCAAGAAAAGAUUUUGCACUCGGGGAGACAUCUCCGGCUGUACUGUGCACAUUAUCGAGGUGCUGAUUGCGAUGUGGAUUCUGCUGCUCGCUUUGUUGCCGGUCAGUUCCUGUCUCUCAACAGGAACCCAGCGAAGUUGAUCUACCACCAUUUCACAACGGCCACCGACACGUCCAAUAUCCAAGUUGUCUUCCAGGUCGUCAUGGACACCAUCAUAAAGGAAAACCUGCAAGCGGUCUCUCUGCUUUAAUCUUUGUUGGGUGCAGUGGGCAGGGUUCUGGGGGGGGAGGUUUCAGACAGAAAGCGGUUGCCCACAAAGGUUGGGAUUAGAGUCUGCUCUGGUUCAUGAUCAGGCUAGCAGAACACAUGGACCCUCGGACCAGCCUCCCUACAAUCUAACAGACUUGUCGCACUGACGGCUAUGUUGAGAUAUCGCACCUUGGACGACCUCCUUUCCUCGGGAAGGGGAGAGAUAAUUGGUGAAACUCCACAUCAUUUCAAUAUUGUAGCCACCCAGCCUCCUGUUGGUGAGGGUUGGGUGGGGGGGUGGUUUUGCUGUGAAGGAUAUUUAAAGCUCCACAUUCCCCCAGUCUACAAGAAGGGACUGUGAAUGCGAUCUUGGCAAAGUGAGCACUGUUUGAAGUUUCUGACAGCCCAGUUAUCUUCUCCCCUCUGCUAUACCCCUAGUCUCUAAUUCCAGAGGCAGCAUUGGUAGUAUGGGGCUGCAUUUGGAGGACAAUUCCAGUGACAUUUCAUUGGAUGUGGGGGAAGGCAGUUUACUGGGACAACCUGGCCAAACCCCUCGAACACUGGGAUUUUCUAUGAUGGUACAUUAUUGUGAACCAGUGUGCAGUCUUACAGUCAAUUCCCACCAACUGUACUCAUAAACUACUGUCACCACUGCCUCUGGGCUAGGGGAGGGCCAAGGCUUUUAGUCUCUGGACUUGCUGAUGUCCUAGUUUGUUGCUGCCUCUAGAUCAAUCCUUUCUAAUGAAGGGAGUUUCAGUAUGUUAUGGAAAAGCUGUGUCUCGAUAUAUUUUGUUGUAUUGUUAAUAUUGAAUGACAAAUGUUGCACUGGUGUAUUUUUAGAAUAAAGUAGAUAAUGGCCCUUAAA
Messenger RNA from Rhincodon typus (whale shark), 2171 nucleotides. It is a transcript of the gene gnav1, whose product is annotated as guanine nucleotide binding protein (G protein) alpha v1. Gene Ontology annotation, cellular component: heterotrimeric G-protein complex. The record is from RefSeq and is a predicted model, not a curated record. The transcript has 12 exons. Gene Ontology annotation, molecular function: G protein-coupled receptor binding; GTPase activity; guanyl nucleotide binding. NCBI's taxonomy places the organism in Eukaryota, Metazoa, Chordata, Chondrichthyes, Orectolobiformes, Rhincodontidae. Gene Ontology annotation, biological process: adenylate cyclase-modulating G protein-coupled receptor signaling pathway. The coding region runs from base 225 to 1307 and encodes 360 amino acids.